AUGAUUUUACUUAUUUUAUAUUAUGUUUAUAAAUGGAUUACGGUGCCUUGGAGUUAUUAUGAAAGCACUAGAUCUCAUCGUCGUCAAUGCAAUACAAAGCCAUGGAUUGAAACAGAGCUUAAACGUCAUGAAUGUGUGGCUCUAUUCUGGAUUGUUAUAUCACCCUUUUUAGCAGGAUAUACUUUACAACUGGGUCGUUAUCUGCUUAGUAAUUAUGAUAAAUACAUGAGUUCAUUUAACGUUACUAUCUUUAUCAUUGCAGCCACCAUAAAACCCCUCUUACAUAUUACUCAAUUACUUAAGCAACGUACUCUCUAUCUAAAUUCUUUAAUCGACACUGAUCCCUCUGCAAUCGAUAUCAUACAAGCUAAACUUCAGCUUUUGCAAAAUGAACUAGAUAACCUAAAACACAAUACGCGAAGAGACUUUACACAGAUCACAAAGGCUUUAUCGCCUACUAUUCAUCAACUAUCUACAAAUCUAAAACAAAUUAAAGCACAGCAACUCGAAUUAAAGGAUUGGUCAGAACACCAGUUUUUAGAUAUCGACGAGAAGUUAAAGGAAUAUAAGCGAGGAUUAGUCGAGUCCGUUAUCUUUUUGCCAGUUGAUUUGAGUAUAGGAAUAGCCAAGAUGGUGGGACUUGUAAAUAUGAAUAAACGAGAACAAUUUUUGCCAUCUAAUAAGUAA
Messenger RNA from Cokeromyces recurvatus, 687 nucleotides. RefSeq lists its product as uncharacterized. Lineage: Eukaryota; Fungi; Mucoromycota; Mucoromycetes; Mucorales; Mucoraceae. The coding region runs from base 1 to 687 and encodes 228 amino acids. The record is from RefSeq and is a predicted model, not a curated record. The transcript has 2 exons.